Messenger RNA from Elaeis guineensis (African oil palm), 1194 nucleotides. RefSeq names its product E3 ubiquitin-protein ligase RHA2A. Gene Ontology annotation, molecular function: ubiquitin protein ligase activity. NCBI's taxonomy places the organism in Eukaryota, Viridiplantae, Streptophyta, Magnoliopsida, Arecales, Arecaceae. The record is from RefSeq and is a predicted model, not a curated record. Gene Ontology annotation, biological process: protein ubiquitination.
CUCUAAGGGACCGGACCGACGAAAGCAUCCAAAAUGGCUUCCCCGGAAAACGGAUCAUGACGGGCUUGUCUGGCGGCAGAAUGGUGGGCCCCUACGACACCCCGUGAACCGCCUACCCGCUAUAUCGUCCAUCCCUUCUCCUCUCCAUAACAGUCCAAGGCUCGACCCCCCCCAACUCCAAAAUCCCAAUCCCAUUCCCACCCUUCCUCAAGCCCCACGUAACCCCCUCUUCUUCCAUCUCGGCUCUUCCUCUAAAAUUCUGCCCUUAUAAAUCCCCUUCCUUUCUUUCUCCCAUUUCUUCACUCUGCAGUGAUUACUAAAUUAAGAAGAAAUUAAAUAAAGAGAAGGAAGGAAGAAAGAAAUGGGGCUUCCGAACCGACUCCACCACGCCUCCAGCGACUCCAUCCCGAUCCUCCUCGUCGUCGCGGCCGCCGGGUGGGUCUCCUACCUCCGCUACCUCCUCCUCUGCCUCCUCCACUCUCUCGGCCUCCUACGCCUCCACCCCUCAUCCGCCGCCGCCGACGAUCCCCUCUUCUCCGCUGCCGGGUCCGGCCUCGCCGGACUCGUCGUCGUGGCCUCCUCCGGUCGCCCCUUCGCCUAUGAGGCACUGCCGUCCGCGGCCGCGGAGGGCGAGAAGGAGGAGCCAGGCUGUGUGGUGUGCCUCUGCCAGCUCGCCGACGGUGACCGGGUCCGACGGCUGGCGUGCUGCCACGUGUUCCACAGCGAGUGCCUCGACGGGUGGCUCGAUCAGAUGAAUCUGAGUUGUCCCCUCUGCCGUUCGCCGCUGGCGGCGGAGGAGCGCCGGGCCGAUGCCGACCGCCGGAUCGGGGCGGAGCUCGUCGCCUGGCUCUCGCCCUGUUGAUCCGAUGACCACCCGAUCGGACGGUGCUUAUGCUAUCUCCUCCCAAUAAUUAGUAUAUAUAAACUUUUCUGACUUUACUCUUUCUUUUUUGAGGGUCGCCGCCGGUUGAGCUGCUCGGCCUUUUCUUCCUUCCCUCCUAUUCCCCCCCCCCCUUUUUUGGGAAGAGUUACUUGGGCUCUUCUUCUUCUUUUUGUGUGUGUAUGUUUGUGUAAUUUUAUUAUCAAAGAAAGAUAUAUAUGUUGUAAAUUUUGGUUCCUAGGAAUGAAGGGCAAGGAGGGAUAAAAUAAUCUUCAAACCCAUGGCAUUGAUAAUGGUGUGGUUUGGUUUGAUUA